Phlebotomus argentipes is the source of this 1318-nucleotide messenger RNA. RefSeq names its product GPN-loop GTPase 2. The transcript is spliced from 2 exons. Gene Ontology annotation, molecular function: GTPase activity. Bases 363 to 1214 code for a protein of 283 amino acids. The record is from RefSeq and is a predicted model, not a curated record. Lineage: Eukaryota; Metazoa; Arthropoda; Insecta; Diptera; Psychodidae. Gene Ontology annotation, cellular component: cytoplasm.
AAGCCGUUGAAAUUCAAAUGCUUGUAUUUGAGGAAAUCCUCGAUCACCAAAUCGAUCUCAGCAGCACCGUGAAGAUUAAUUGAGGUUUUUGUAUCUCAGAUGAGAGAAUCAUUUAGUCUAGAAUUAGGAACAGUUCUGUUUAGAUCAUAAAUGAAAUCCAAAUUCAUGAAAUCUAAUAUGACGGAAUUGUCCAUAUUGUUCGUAGAUCGUUCCUCAGACAUUCUGAACUAACUCGGCAUACUUUUAUCGGGUUUCUGGAUAAAGUGCUGUCAAAGUCACAAGUUUGAUUUGUUAUUGUUUGCGUUUGUUUUCGCAAAAAGUGGAAAUCUUGUAUUUCUUGUGCAUUGUUAUCAAUUUUUGAUAUGACGACAAAUAGGAAUGCGGACGUGCAAAAUCCCCUGUAUGGCCAGCUGGUCGUGGGUCCUCCGGGAUCAGGGAAGACGACGUACUGCGAGCGGAUGCUGAAGUUCCUCCAGCAGCUGGGCAGGAGGGCUGAAGUGGUGAAUCUGGACCCAGCCAACGACAGCAUGGACUACCAGGCGAGCAUUGACAUCAUGAAGCUGAUCACAGUGGAGGAUGCCAUGGAUCACCUGGAGCUGGGCCCCAACGGUGCCCUGAUUUACAGCAUGGAAUACCUGGAGACGAACUUUGACUGGCUAGUGAAGCAGAUCCGCGCCUCGAAGAGCAACUACUUCAUCUUCGAUUGUCCUGGACAGGUGGAGCUGUACACCCAUCACGAUUCCAUGACGCGAAUGUUCGCGAAGCUGGAACAGAUGGGCUACCAUCUGUGCGUGGUUCAUCUCGUGGAUUCUCACUACUGCUCCGAGCCCAGUAAGUUCAUCUCAACGCUCUUCCUCUCGCUCAACACGAUGCUCCAAAUGGCGCUGCCGCAAGUGAAUGUGCUCAGCAAGGCUGACCUGCUGAGACAAUUCGAGUCAAAGUUAGCCUUCGGGAUGGAUUUUUACACGGAAGUCCUGAAUCUCGAGUACCUGUUGGAGGCUCUGGAUGAAACGCCUGGCAUGGGGAAGUAUGGGAAGCUGAAUGCGGCUAUCGUGUCCCUCAUUGAGUCUUACAGCCUCGUGUCCUUUCACCUGCUGGACGCCAACAAGACUGAGAGUCUCCUGCGACUCAAGAACGCCAUCGACAAGGCCAACGGAUAUGUCUACGCUGCCGGAGAGGAGAUGGCAAAGAUGAAUGUGAAACGGCUUAUUUAACUGUAAAAUGCUAUUUUGAAGCUGAUCCUACACAUUCCAUGCUAAUUUGAGGAGUUCCAAAGUAAGGUCAAUGUUCCUGAAUAGUCAAAGUUAGUUCAAAUCCC